AAGAAACAGAAAAGAAAAUUGAAGAAAAAGAAGAGGAGGGACAAAAAGAAGAAGAAGAAAAAGAACAAGAGGGAGGAGGUGUGUCGUAAAAUACAGGGGGUGACAGAAACAAAGAAUUUUUUUAUUCGCUUGGACACGGCAUCAUGGUCAAAACUUUCCAAGCGUAUCUGCCCUCCUGUCAUCGCACUUACUCGUGCAUUCACUGCCGUGCUCACCUCGCCAAUCACGACGAACUCAUCUCUAAGGUGAGCUCUCUCUAUCAGUCCUUCCAAGGCAGUCAAGGCCGUGCCUAUCUCUUCAAUUCUGUGGUAAACGUGGGUUGUGGUCCUGCCGAGGAACGCGUACUCUUAACCGGCCUUCACGCGGUCGCCGAUAUUUACUGCGAGUGCUGCAAGACUACUCUCGGCUGGAAAUACGAGCAUGCCUUUGAGUCAAGUCAAAAGUACAAGGAGGGCAAGUUCAUAAUCGAGCUCGCCCACAUGAUCAAGGAGAAUGGAUGGGAAUGAAACCUUCUUAGGGGAAAUUUCGAUUAAUAUUCCCCCUGAUCUUGAAUCGUUCGCGUCGAACUUCGUUCAUUGAUGAUGAUGAUGAUGAUGAUGAUGAUGAUGAUGUUGAUGAUGCCUCCUACUACGACGACGAAGAUGACGAUUAUAACGACGACGAAGACGACGAUUACGACGAUGACGACAAAGAGGAAAACGUCUUCGUUCUAAUAUCGUAAAGUGCGGCUCAUCUUCAACCAUCCAUCCCCUUUUCCCUUCCUCUCCUUACUCCCUUUUACCCUCAUUAUUCCUCCAUCCCUCGCCAUUUUCCCAAGUUCAAGCGAACCCAACAACCCCUCUUCACUCUGUCGAACCACCAACGAAAGUCUGUGAUUUCAUUUGUGAUUUCUAAUCUUAGUAACGUUUAUGUUUCGGACAAUUCGACGGCUUCGAAUACGACGAGGACGAGGACGAGGACAAGGACGAGGACGAGGACGAGGACGAGAACGACAAGGACGCAACCGAUUUUUGUUUUUUCCGAUCGACUCGAACGACGAGCGAUGACAUCGGUGAAUGAUCCGCACUGCGUAUGCGGAUCGAUCUCCGAUAUAUAUUAAUUGUGUAAAGAAAUUUUAUUUUUCAAAAGGACGCGCGCGCACGCUCAUUCUACGCGCUCGCGCGAUAUACAUACAUACAUACAUACAUACAUACAUAUAUAUAUAUAUAAAUAUAUAUAUAUAUAUAGAUUAUUAAAUAAAACGACGAUAUGACAUCGCGCGAUUAUGGUGAAUAUGAUGACGACGAUGGUGCCAUGGUGGAAACAACAACAACAGUAAUAAUAAUUAUAAUAAUUAUAAUAAUAAAGGGACCGGAUAGCUCUGUUCGACUUCUGGGGUGCCCCUCCCCUCCCUCAUAUUUUCACUCACAUUAUUCUGUCGUUCGAUCCAACGACAACGACGACGACAACCGACAACAAGCAAGCAAACAAGCAAGCAAGCAAGCGUCGUGUCCGUAUAGAUAUAAUAUGUUAAGAAAUAAACGCGUGUGUGUGUGUGGGGCACCCCGAGGAGAAUAUCAGCUUUUAGAAAUCCGUUAUCCGCACUCGAAGUCAAUGCUUUUAAGUGCUGCAACGGAUAUGAUUAAAAAAGAAGAAACGACAAAAGAGAAAAAAUAAGCAAGAACAAAAGGAAAAGAAAAAGGGGAGGAAAAGUAAAGUAAUAAUAGAUAAAGAUAACACAUAACAACAACAACAACAACAACACACACGUCGCUGGACUGACCGCCUGCCUGCCGCGUCUAUCAUUGGAAUUUCACUGCCGAUAUUCCUAACUAUUAAUUAAGAAGAAUUAUUGCGUUGUGCAUAGACGACGCGAAAAAAAUGGUAGUCUCUUAGUGUAGCUUACGUUUAAUAGUAUAUUAACUAAAAAAGAAAAAAGCCUAUAUUACAACAUUAUAGGACACCUCUCGUGGAUGAUAGAAUAUAAGUAAUUAAGUAAAAGUAAUGAAGGGAUGAGUGAGAAAGAAAUUGCAUGAAAAGAGAGAGAGAGAGAGAGAGAGAGAGAGAGAGAGAGAGAGAGAGAGAGAGAGAGAGAGAGAGAAAGGGAGAUAGAUAGAGAUAGAGAUAUAUGGAGAGAAGAAAAAGGUCUGGUUAUGUGUUGCGUGUACAUGUUUGAUUUUAUGUUCACCAUGCCUGCCAAACUGUCUAUUUGUCUACCAGUAGCUACUACUGUUGCUAGGAAUAUUAUAGCGUAUAUAACAUGUUCACGUUUAUGUUAAUUUUGUUUUCUUUCAUCGGCUCUUGCAGGGUGUGGUGCGACUGAAUCUUUUAUUGUAAUACCACUGGACUGCGCCUUCCUAUGCACGCACUAUAAUAAUACGUUAAAAAAAAAAUUAUGGAACAAGACAAUUGCUCAUUACUUUUAACGUCGAUCUCAAUUGUAAAUAUUAAAUAAGAUUCUGUAAUAUCAUGAGUGAUUUUACGAAAGCAGCAUUUUCGUUCUGCUCAAAAGUAAAAAGAAAAAGAUAUACAUAUGUGUGUAUAUAUAUAUAUAUGUACAUAUAUAUGUAUACGUAUAUGUACGGUAAUUGAUCGUGUGAGAGACGAUAAAUUUUCUUUAUUAUCGUAAUAACAUCAUGGCUGGACGUGUAAAAAAAAAAAAAAAAAAAAGAAAAAAAGAAUAAUAAUGACACAGUGACAUUUCUAACGUAAUUUUCGUUUUCUUUUAACGCUAAUCGCAUCGCGAAUUGUUUGUUAAUGAGAAUAAAAUAUAAUACGUUCUCAAUAUAAUUUAUAAUCUCUUCUUCUUUUUUUUUUCUUUUCUUUCUUAUUUCUUUUUCUUUUUUUUUCACUUUGUUUUGUACGUAGCUUCCAGUAAUGGUUAUCUCGUUUCGUCGAACAAUAAUAUGAUACAAAUAUUCUCUACAGAUGUAACUAUCAGAAUUAUUUUGCGAGAUAUUCAUCGUAUAUACAUACGUCGUUGAGAAAAACAAUAAAAAAGAAAAAAAAAAGACACAAAAAAAAAAAGAGAAAGAAAAAAAAAACAACAAAGUAUUUUCUUCGCUCGUAACAUACAACAGAGAAAAAAAGAUUAUAUGAAAUUCGUACCUAUGCACAUUCUCUCUUCAUAGGAUCGACAAAAGUUGUGUAGUAAAAGAUUAAUGUUUAUCGAUGCUGAUCAACGUGCAUGCGUUCUUAGAAAUCAUGACACCGUUAGAUAUAUGCAUUUACGCGGGAUAAAAACGCGACACCGGCCAAAUUCUUCUAAUCGUCAAGAAAAUCGUGGACCUGAAGGUAGCAAUGUUAUAAUGGAAAAUAUAAGACGUAUUUAAUUUGUAUUUUUAGCAAAGGAAAAAAAAAAAAAUAUGUACCAAUCAAAAAAAAAAAAAAAAAAGAAAAAACGAAAAAAAAGGGAGGAAAAAAAGAACAAAAAAAAAAAAGAAGACGAAAAAAAACUUGUCGAGAUGCGAAAAGAAAUUGUACAGAAUUUGUCACGUCGUUUAUCGUGGUAUUUUUUUUAUAAGUAUACAUCGAGAAAUACAAAAUAUCGGGCAUGUUAAAGCAAACUUGCAAGAAAAAGAAAUACAAAACCUAAAGCUUCUUCUGAAAGGGGUUCUGUUAAAUGCAUACAUAUGAAAGUGGCAGUAUAUUCUGUGUGUAUGUUGUGAAACAACAAUAGAAAAGAAAAAUGCAAAAAAAAAAAAAAAGAAAGAAGAAGAAGAAGAAGAAGAAAAGAAGAGAAAAAAAGAAGAAAUAAGAAAAUGGUUGAAUGAAUGUGCCGGCCUAAAUCCUCACGCUAUCUUUUAAAGAGUACUUUUUAUAUCAACGUGCCGAUGUCCUUAUAUCUGCACUCCUCCGAAAAUCCUUGUUAAAUUGUACCCAGCGACACUAACUCUUGUAGUUCUUCAGCCUCCACCCAACAUUCACCACUACCACCAUCACACGAUUUUGCUUUGUAAAACAUGUUCGUAAUAAAAAAAAAAUGGAAAAAAAAUUAAUAAAAAAUAAAAAAAAUCAAAAAGAAA
Molecule: messenger RNA, 4004 nt
Organism: Vespula pensylvanica (western yellowjacket)
Lineage: Eukaryota; Metazoa; Arthropoda; Insecta; Hymenoptera; Vespidae
Gene: Ypel
Product: protein yippee-like 1
Exons: 4
Coding region: 144-506 (120 amino acids)
Source: RefSeq, a predicted model, not a curated record